Sciurus carolinensis (gray squirrel) is the source of this 1977-nucleotide messenger RNA. It is a transcript of the gene Cxcr3, whose product is annotated as C-X-C motif chemokine receptor 3. The record is from RefSeq and is a predicted model, not a curated record. The transcript has 2 exons. Gene Ontology annotation, biological process: G protein-coupled receptor signaling pathway; regulation of leukocyte migration; inflammatory response. The coding region runs from base 384 to 1490 and encodes 368 amino acids. Gene Ontology annotation, cellular component: membrane. Gene Ontology annotation, molecular function: C-X-C chemokine receptor activity. NCBI's taxonomy places the organism in Eukaryota, Metazoa, Chordata, Mammalia, Rodentia, Sciuridae.
ACCCGAAGAAGGAGCAAUUCUUGCAUCUGUCAGCAGGGUUGCCCUCCACUUCCCCACUGUGUGGCUUCUCCUUCGGAUCUCUCCUCUCAAAGGACCUGCUUCUACCCAGCCACCCUCUGCCCUUCCCUAGGACCCAGACUUUCUGCUCCCAGACUUGCAGUCAGUUCCUCCAGAGUGGUUUCACUCAGCCACAGGAAUGGCUGGAGUGUGAACUCUGUGGCCUGGGGUCCAGGGAGGUCUGGUAUAGAUAACCCUCUGGAAGAGGCUACACUAAGAACUGUGAAACACUCACUUCCUCUGUGCACUACAGGUUCCCAACCACAAGCACCAAAGCAAAGGGGCAGGCAGCACGCAACCCCAGAAGCCGGAGCACCAGCCCAGCCAUGGUCCCUGAGGUGAGUGAACGACAAGUGCUAGGUGCCUCAGACUUUGCAUCCCUCCUGGAAAACUGUAGCUAUCCCUAUUACUACGGAGAAAACGAGAGCGACUCCUGCUGUACCUAUCAGCCCUGCCCACAGGACUUCAGCCUGAACUUCGACCGAGCCUUCCUGCCAGUCCUCUACAGCCUUCUCUUUCUGCUGGGGCUGAUGGGCAAUGGUGCGGUGGUGGCUGUGCUGCUGAGCCAAAGGGCAGCCCUUUGCAGCACCGAUACCUUCCUGCUCCACCUGGCUGUGGCUGAUGCCCUGCUGGUGCUGACACUCCCGCUCUGGGCGGUGGAUGCUGCUGUCCAGUGGGUCUUUGGCUCUGGUCUCUGCAAAGUGGCAGGUGCCCUCUUCAACAUCAACUUCUAUGCUGGAGCCCUCCUGCUGGCCUGUAUCAGCUUUGAUCGCUACCUGAGCAUAGUGCACGCCACCCAGCUCUAUCGCAGGGGGCCCCGGGCCCGCGUGACCCUCACCUGUGUAGUUGUCUGGGGGUUCUGUUUGCUUUUUGCCCUCCCAGACUUCAUCUUCCUCUCAGCCCGCCAUGACAAGCGACUCAAUGCCACCCACUGCCAGUACAGCUUCCCACCAGUGGGUCGCACGGCUCUGCGUGGGCUGCAGCUGGUGGCAGGUUUCCUGCUGCCCCUUCUGGUCAUGGCCUACUGCUAUGCCCGCAUCCUGGCUGUACUCCUGGUCUCUAGAGGCCAGCGGCGACUGCGAGCCAUGCGCUUAGUGGUGGUGGUGGUGGUGGCCUUUGCCCUGUGUUGGACUCCCUAUCACCUGGUGGUGCUGGUGGACACUCUUAUGGACCUGGGAGCCUUGGCCCGCAACUGUGGCCGUGAAAGUCAUGUGGAUGUGGCCAAGUCAAUCACCUCAGGCAUGGGCUACAUGCACUGCUGCCUCAACCCACUACUCUACGCCUUUGUGGGUGUCAAGUUCCGAGAGCAUAUGUGGAUGCUGCUCACACGCCUGGGCUGCCCUGUCCAGAGAAGGCUCCAGCGUCAACCAUCAUCUUCCCGCCGGGAUUCAUCUUGGUCUGAGACCACAGAGGCCUCCUUUGUAGGCUUGUGAAGCCAAAAUAGGGGAUCCCCAUCGGCCCAUGCAGCCUGGCUCUUCCCACAUUCCAGGCUUCUCCCUCCCUCGCUGCUGAGCUGGCUCUGGCUCUCCUCAGAACCUUAUCUCUGGGACUCACUGGCAGCCUCAGCACCUGGAUCACCAUUGCUGCUCUGUAGCCGCCAAACCCUAUCCUGCCACUUGAGAAGUGGCUGCUGGAGCCCCACUGCCCUUCUAAUUCAACAAGUAGAAAUUGGCCUUCCCUACGUGUCAGUUGUAUAAGGUGAAGAGAAUGCUGCCCCAUGGGGCCAUGGCUCAGCAGCAACUGUGGCUGUCUGUGGUCCCCAAGACUUGUUUUUGCUUUUAUUUUUAUGUUUAAACUUCUGCUUAAAACUUUUCAAUAAACAUGAUAAUCAGGACCAGAAUGUGGAAGUAGUCAUCAAUAUGGACAGCUCUGCUGGGUGCGGUGGCAUACACCCACAAUCCCAACAGUUCAGGAGGCUGA